Messenger RNA from Argentina anserina (silverweed cinquefoil), 1444 nucleotides. RefSeq names its product UDP-galactose transporter 1. NCBI's taxonomy places the organism in Eukaryota, Viridiplantae, Streptophyta, Magnoliopsida, Rosales, Rosaceae. Gene Ontology annotation, molecular function: UDP-galactose transmembrane transporter activity; UDP-glucose transmembrane transporter activity; antiporter activity. Gene Ontology annotation, cellular component: Golgi apparatus. The transcript is spliced from 5 exons. The record is from RefSeq and is a predicted model, not a curated record. Bases 272 to 1315 code for a protein of 347 amino acids.
AGAGAGGAGAGAGAGAGAGAGAGGGAUUUAGUUUAAAACGUCUUAAGAAGCUGAAGAAGACGUGACAAAAGUGAUGGGAGCAGCUGAGGGACAAAUCACAUGGUACUAGAAUUCCUCCUCCUCCUCCUCCUCCUCUCUUAACCGCAACUCAGAGAGAUUAGGGUUCUUGUCUCUCUCUCUAUCUCUCUCUGUUUUUGUUUCUGGGAUUUUGGGGGAAUUGGGGUUAUAGUUUUAUCAGGGUGGAGUGAUCUGGGUGGUCUGUGAGAGAGAGAUGGAGGAGACUCGGCUGUGCCAGUGGAGCGUGAUUAGAUCUCUUCUCGCUGUGCUUCAAUGGUGGGGCUUCAAUGUCACCGUCGUUGUCAUGAACAAGUGGAUCUUUCAGAAACUGGAUUUUAAGUUUCCCUUGACUGUAUCAUGCAUUCACUUUAUAUGCUCGGCGAUUGGGGCAUACAUGGUAAUCAAGGUGUUGAGGCUUAAACCACUGAUAGCAGUUGAGCCUGAAGAUCGCUGGAAAAGGAUAUUCCCUAUGUCAUUCGUGUUCUGUAUCAACAUCGUCUUGGGGAAUGUGAGCUUGCGUUACAUUCCAGUUUCUUUUAUGCAGACGAUAAAGUCAUUCACUCCUGCGACCACGGUUUUUUUGCAGUGGCUGGUUUGGAGAAAGAGUUUUGACUGGAGAAUUUGGGCUUCCUUGAUACCCAUUGUUGGAGGAAUUCUUCUUACUUCUAUUACAGAACUUAGUUUCAAUAUGCUUGGAUUUUGUGCUGCCUUAUUUGGUUGUCUGGCUACUUCCACAAAGACUAUCCUUGCAGAGUCUCUGUUGCACGGAUACAAAUUUGACAGCAUAAACACCGUGUACUACAUGUCACCUUUUGCAACCAUGAUCUUGGGAUUACCUGCUGUGCUACUAGAAGGUAAUGGAGUUCUUGAAUGGCUUCACACCCAUGAGACUCUUGUUCCAUCCCUCACCAUAAUUUUCAGCUCUGGGGUAUUGGCAUUUUGUCUCAACUUCUCCAUCUUCUAUGUGAUUCAUUCCACAACCGCUGUGACAUUCAAUGUUGCUGGAAACCUCAAGGUUGCUGUUGCUGUCCUUGUUUCAUGGAUGAUAUUCAAAAACCCAAUUUCUGGUAUGAAUGCCGUUGGAUGUGGAGUAACGCUUGUGGGAUGUACUUUCUAUGGGUACAUAAGGCAUCUCCUCUCCCAACAGCUGCCUGGAACUCCUCGAGCUGCCAGGACUCCACCCAGGACACCCAGGACUCCACGAGGUCGUAUGGAGCUGCACCCUCUUGUAAAUGAUAAGCUAGAUGACAAAGUCUAAUGGUUGACGACGAGGCUCUUAACAGUCGGGAAAUUAUUUAUAGGAAAAUGAGUACACAAAACUUACUAUUCACUUGCUUUGUAAUCUUGGUUCAGACUACAAAUUUUUAAUAUAAGUUAUUUUUCCCAU